Solanum lycopersicum (tomato) is the source of this 2861-nucleotide messenger RNA. Its product is annotated as putative disease resistance RPP13-like protein 3. Gene Ontology annotation, biological process: defense response to other organism. Gene Ontology annotation, molecular function: ADP binding. The record is from RefSeq and is a predicted model, not a curated record. NCBI's taxonomy places the organism in Eukaryota, Viridiplantae, Streptophyta, Magnoliopsida, Solanales, Solanaceae.
GUUAAUUUUAUGUCCAUAUAUUGCUUAUCUCCAAUUUUCCAACUUGUAUUCAACUAUACAGCCUUCUCUCUUCUUUCUUUUCUUCAAUCAAAACUAGUUAUUCCUAAAGAUGGCUGAUGCCUUUCUGUCAUUUGCAGUUCAAAAAUUGGGUGAUUUCCUCAUACAACAAGUUUCGCUGCGUAAAAAUCUGAGAAAGGAAUUUGAGUGGCUGAGAAAUGAGCUACUCUUCAUACAGUCUUUCCUCAAAGAUGCAGAACUAAAGCAAUGUGGUGAUCAUAGAGUUCAACAAUGGGUGUUUGAGAUCAACGGUAUCGCUAAUGAUGCUGUUGCUAUACUCGAGACUUACGCCUUUGAGGCUGAUAAAGGUGAUGAUGAUGAUGAAUUUCAUAGUCGUCUCAAGGCUUGCGCUUGCAUCUGUAGGAAGGAGAAGAAAUUCUACAACGUGGCAGAGGAGAUUCAAUCACUCAAGCAGCGAAUCAUAGAUAUAUCUCGCAAGCGAGAUACUUAUGGUAUUACAAAUAUCAAUUCAGGAGAUGAAGGGCCAAGUAAUCAGGUUACAACAUUGAGGAGAACUACCUCAUAUGUAGAUGACCACGAUUACAUUUUUGUUGGACUUCAGGAUGUUGUACAAACAUUGCUAGCUCAACUUCUCAAACCAGAGCCUAGUCGAACCGUCCUCUCCAUUUAUGGAAUGGGGGGUUUAGGCAAGACCACUCUUGCGAAAAAACUUUACAACUGUCCUGAUAUAGCCUCUAGUUUCCCUACACGUGCUUGGAUAUGUGUUUCUCAAGAGUACAACACAAUGGAUCUUCUUAAGACUAUCAUAAAAUCCAUUCAAGGUCGCACCAUGGAAACUCUAGAUUUGUUGGAGAGGAUGACGGAAGGAGAUAUAGAAAUUUAUCUUCGUGAUCUAUUAAAAGAACGCAAAUUCCUUGUGGUGGUUGAUGAUGUAUGGCAAAAAGAAGCAUGGGAGAGUUUGAAAAGAGCAUUCCCAGAUAGCAAGAAUGGCAACAGAGUCAUUAUUACAACACGCAAAGAGGAUGUCGCUGAAAGAGCAGACGACAGAGGUUUUGUUCAUAAACUUCGUUUCCUAAGCCAAGAAGAAAGUUGGGAUCUCUUUUGCAGGAAACUACUUGAUGUUCGAGCAAUGGUUCCAGAAAUGGAAGGUCUAGCUAAGGAUAUGGUGGAAAAGUGUAGAGGCUUACCUCUUGCAAUUGUUGUAUUGAGCGGACUACUUUCGCAUAAAAAGGGGCUAAACGAAUGGAAAAAAGUGAAAGAUCACCUUUGGAAGAACAUUAAAGAAGAUAAAUCUAUUGAAAUCUCCAACAUACUAUCAUUAAGCUACAAUGAUUUGUCAACUGCGCUCAAGCAGUGCUUUCUCUACUUUGGUAUUUUUCCAGAAGAUAAAGUGGUCAAGGCUGAUAACAUAAUAUGGUUGUGGAUGGCGGAGGGUUUCAUACCCAGAAGAAGAGUAGAAAGAAUGGAGGAUGUCGCUGAAGGCUUCUUGAAUGAACUGAUAAGAAGAAGCUUGGUUCAAGUGGUGGAUACAUUUUGGGAAAGAGUUACUGAAUGUAGGGUUCAUGAUUUACUCCAUGAUCUUGCGAUACAAAAGGCAUUGGAAGUAAACUUCUUUGACAUUUAUGAUCAGAAAAGUCACUCCAUAUCUUCUUCAUGUAUCAGACAUGGCAUACAUAAUCAAGGAGAAAGGUACCUCUCACUUGAUCUUUCUAACUUAAAGUUGAGGUCAAUUAUGUUCUUCGAUCUAGAUUUUUGUAAGAUGAGUCUUAUAAACUUCAGGAGUGUGUUCCAAUAUCUAUAUGUGUUGUACUUGGAUAAUUUUGGUGGAAUUAUCCCUGAUGCCAUAGGAAGUUUGUACCACCUCAAGUUGUUAAGUUUGUCAUCUAUCCGUUAUCUUCCCUCUUCCAUUGGCAACCUCAAGAAUCUGCAGACACUUGUUGUCGUAGAGGGCGCAUACACUUUCCAACUACCCCGCGAGGCAGCUGACCUGAUAAAUUUAAGACAUUUAGUUGUUCCAUGUGUAGAACCCCUGUUACAUAUAAACAAACUCACUAAUCUUCAAGUUCUUCAAGCCAUCCAAUGUGAUCAAUGGAAAGAUAUUGACCCUGUUGAUUUAGUCAAUCUUCGAGAAUUAAGAAUGGAUAGUAUUAGGAAAUCUUACUCUCUAAACAACAUUAGCAGCUUGAAAAACCUUGACUCACUCGAAUUGUCUAGUGAAUUUAUUGAAUCAUUCCCAUCUAUUGAAUUUGUAAUUCGUUGUGAAAAGCUCCAGAAAUUGUAUUUAAAUGGGAUCAUAGAGAAACUGCCUAAUCCGUUUUCGAAUUCCAUCACAAUGAUGACUAUGAGUCACUCAAAACUGACAGAAGAUCCGAUGCCUAUUUUGGGAAUGUUGCCAAACCUAAGGAAUCUCCAAUUAAUAGAAGCUUAUUUGGGAAAAGAAAUAAUAUGCAGUGAUAACAGCUUCUGUCAACUACAAUUUCUUAAUCUUUCUAUGCUUUAUCACCUAGAAACAUGGCAUUCAGGCACAAACGCUAUGCCUCUCAUUAAAGGUCUUGGUAUCGAUCACUGUCCAAAUUUAAAGGAGAUUCCUGAGAGAAUGAAAUGCGUGGAGCUGUUGAAGAGGACUUCUAGGUCUUCAUAAUCUAAGAGGUUUUAGUGUUUGAUUUCUUGUUUUUGAGUGACUCUAAUUAUUGGUUUGAACAUAAAUUGCUUUACUUUAUCUUCUCUUGCUUUGAACAUAAUUGGUUUGUAACAUAAUAUCUAAAGUGUGGAGCUUGAAGAUUCUGAUUUUAAUGUGAAUUUAUGAGUUAAAAUUUUAUAUGAAUUUGUCAAUUUUAUAUAUA